Molecule: messenger RNA, 1375 nt
Organism: Gadus chalcogrammus (walleye pollock)
Lineage: Eukaryota; Metazoa; Chordata; Actinopteri; Gadiformes; Gadidae
Gene: ndufa10
Product: NADH:ubiquinone oxidoreductase subunit A10
Exons: 10
Coding region: 111-1178 (355 amino acids)
Biological process (GO): mitochondrial electron transport, NADH to ubiquinone
Cellular component (GO): cytoplasm
Source: RefSeq, a predicted model, not a curated record
ACGUCUUAUGUAGAGGACGGGUGCGUAAAGGCCACCUCUGACGUCUUGAGCCUGCGCCUUUUAGGGGACAUCUCUUCGGUCGGGCUGUCAGUUUUAGAAGAAUAGUAAACAUGGCCCUUAGGGUUAUCCGGCUGGCAAUUCCGUCCGGAUCAGCGUUCUUCAAUGCUGGGAUAACGGCACAGACGGCCGGUAUCCACACGAGUGCAGUACGAAACCUUCGUUAUGGCUGGUGGACCUAUGUACUGGGCGAGAGGACAACUCCAAGGUUUAAAGAGUUCAGCAAAAUCAUCUCCGUGGAUGGCAAUUUGGCCUCUGGGAAAGGGGCACUCGCGCAAAAACUGGCUGAUAAACUAGGUAUGCUUUACAUGCCAGAGGCAGACACUUUCUACAUGGACAAGAUGACUGGGGAGAAAGAGCCAUUGCCCGAAGCAUACAAUGGGAUGUGUAACCUGGAGAAGUUCUACACGGACCCCAAGUGUGGGGAUGGAAACUCCUACAGGCUACAGCUGUGGAUGUACACCAUGAGGCUGCUGCAGUACUCCGACGCCAUUGAGCACCUGCUCACCACUGGUCAAGGUGUGAUUCUGGAGCGCUCCCCUUUCAGUGACAUGGUGUUCAUGGAGGCUAUGUACAAACAAGGCUACAUCAGGAAACAAUGUGUGGACCACUACAACGAGAUCAAAGGCAUUAGCAUUUGCGAGUUCCUGCCGCCCCAUAUUGUGAUCUAUGUGGACCAGGCAGCCGAGGAAGUGCAGAAGAAGCUGAAACAAAGUAGCCAGUCUCAUCUGCAGAACGUGCCCCUGGCGUAUCUCAAGGCAAUUGAAGAUUCGUACAAGAAGAACUUCCUGCCAAAGAUUGGCGAAACCUCAGAAGUGCUUGCCUAUGAUACAGUUCAAGCCCAAGAUAUCGAAAGGGUUGCAGAAGACAUAGAGUAUUUGAAGUUUGAGAAGGGACCAUGGUUGGAUCAGGAUGACGUCAGCUACCACCACAUGAGAAUGCUUGUGGAAGACAAACACAAGGUGGCCAACCUCACCUUCAUCCCCAAGUUCCUGCCGGAAAUCACCAUUGGCGCCCACGAGUACGACGAAAGCUACUACAAGUUUAAAUCGCUCCCCGGGAAGAAGUACGCAGAAGGUUAUAAUGAGGACGUCGGAGACAAGAACAUCUGGCUGAAGUAAACAAUGGAGGCCAUUGCACCAUUGUAAAGUUCAUUUUUCAUUUGUGCACAAAAUACUCUGAUCUGCCCCAUGGGCAGAGAAAAUUGAUGCCCAUGUCCUAUUUCAGAACAUGCACUGCUUCUGUUAUAGUCUGUCUGCAUUAAGUUGAAUUAUACACCCUAACAUGUAUGUAUUAAAAAAACGAGAUCCAUUUUAAA